AUGAGCUCGAGACAGCGCUCAAGGUCUCCUUCCUACAGGAGAUACUCCCCCUCCAACGCAGUGGAGCACAGCCCCCCUCCCCCACCCAGGCGCUACGACGACCAGCGCGAACGUGAUCACCAUCGCGUGCCACCACCGCGGGAUUAUGGUCGCGACAAUGGACGCGACAAUGGACGUGACCGCCGCGAUAGGGAUAGGGACGAAUACGGAGCGGGGCGUCACGGCUACGAUGACCGUAGACGAUCAUACAACGACUACCCCCGUCAGGACUACGACGACCGUGUCCCGCCGCCAAGGAGGUACGAUAACAACCCCCCAGGAGGCUACGACCGCCACUCCCGCGACAGGGACAGGGAUCGUGACUUCCAUGACAGCGACUAUAGUCGCGACCGGCGAGAUGGCGGGUCUGGUCCCAGAGGCCCGGAGGGGCCACCCUCUGAACCAUCGCGCGAUGUCAUCAUGCUGGGGCUCGAUGCCGAGCUGACCGACGCCGAGCUCUUGGGGUUCCUGCGUGCCGAGCACGGUGCGCGGGUCGAUAGCGCCAAGAUUGUCCGUGACCGCGCCACAAACGUAAGCAAGUGCUAUGGCUUUGUCCAGUUCAACAGUGUCGAGGAUGCGCAGCGGUUCAUGACUGCCAAUCAUCCGUUCGUCUCUAUGCCCAAGCUGUACCCGCACUCGGAACCCAAACGUGUCAAGAUUGACUUUGCCGGCCCUCGAACUGAGCACGCCCCUCCGCCACCGCCGGUGCCAGGCCCCAGCUCUGUGUCCAGCAACGCGGGGCACGACGGAACGCGCGAUAUCGGCACGCCCGGCAAAAACCAGCGCGUCCUCCUCCUCCGUGGCCUCAACGUGGGCACAUAUGUCGGCGAAGUCGUUCGCCGUAUCGCUGAGGAGAUCGCUCGCAUGCUCGGCCGCGACUUUGGAGUGCGUGAUGCCGAGACGAGCAUCGCUCGCGUCGUAAUGAUUGUGGGCCGCGACGUGCCCCUGUCUUGGGGCUUUGCGUUCGUCGAGCUCGUCACCCCUGAACUCGCCGCUGCACUUCUUCCUUUCCUCCUCGCCCCUCAACAACAGCCCAACGGUUUCCUCAUCUCCCAGGUUCCCGUUGCCGCGUCGUUUGCCAAUGCCAACGCGUUCAUACCAGCUUCUACCUCUGGACCAGGCCCUUACCUCGUCCGCGCAGCUGGUAAUGGUGGUAUCGGCGCCAUGACCAUGGCACAGCCCGAAGGCAUGUACUGCACCUACUGGCACCAGCAGGCUGGUGCCGUCGAGACUAUUCCUCCAGGUGCACCUGCUAUCCCUGCCCGUGGUUUGCCCGUGGAGCUGUCUCCUGAGACACGUGCGUUCCUCGGUGCACUGGCUGGCGUAGCACCCAGGUCCACAGGGUUGACUUUGACGCCGGCGCCAACCAACGGUGCUGGUAUCGAGGCCGGUGCACCGACCGGCGGCCUCGUCACAAACCCAAUGCAGCCCAUCAAGAUUGGUAUCAGCCUCGGUGGUGGUCUUGGCGGCAAGAAGCGCAAGGUGGAAGAGGACGGCAUUAUCCCAAUCACGACCAAGAACGUUCUAGCGGACGAUGACGACGACGGUGACCCCGGCAAGGACUCGGUGCUUUUGUCAAGGACCAAAGGUGCCAAGAUCAUUCCCCCGACGUCGACCAGUCGCAAGGUGAUGAAGAACAUCAACAAGUGGAACACCAAACAAGUCGAGCUGGCCAAGCCUGCGCCGCCAAGGGAACCUCCUCGCGCACCAGUCUCAUCUGCCAACGCCACCCCUGUUGGAAACCAGCAGCCUCAGGCCGCGGCGACAGACGACGGCUUCGACUACACCGACAAUUCCAACUUCGCGACCACCGGCAAGGUCGCUUGUCUCCUCUGCCAGCGCCAGUUCAAGUCUGAGGACAUGGCACGCAAGCACGUCGCGGCAUCAGACCUUCACAAGGCUCGCAUAACAUUUAUUUACCUGGACCAUGCCGCGUGGAAACAGCGCAAGAACGCUGCCAUGGCGUCGACUGAGCCCAAGUAUCGCGACCGCGCAGCCGAGCGGCGCGAAGUGCACCACCAGCCGGACCGGCCCGCCUUUGAGCCCACCACCUUCCGUAGGGGUCCCCAACCCCCAGCUGGCGCUGCUCCAGCCCAGCCCGCCCAGCCUCCUCCACCGCCACCUCCGCCAGUCCUUGCAGCGGACGAUUCCAAUGUCGGGAACAAGUUGCUAGCCAAGAUGGGCUGGACGACCGGUUCGGGCCUCGGUGUGGCCGGUGAAGGUCGUGUAGAGCCUGUCAAGGUGCAGCAGUUUGACGAGCGCGUGGGACUGGGCGCCGCCAAGGGCCGCGAAGCCGGAAAGUGGUCUGGUCCGGCUGGAUGGCAGGAACGCAAAAAGGACAUGACCAAGGAGCGUUACGAGGCGGCAAGCGGGUCGGGCGAGCACUGA
Molecule: messenger RNA, 2427 nt
Organism: Apiotrichum porosum
Lineage: Eukaryota; Fungi; Basidiomycota; Tremellomycetes; Trichosporonales; Trichosporonaceae
Exons: 6
Coding region: 1-2427 (808 amino acids)
Biological process (GO): mRNA splicing, via spliceosome
Cellular component (GO): nucleus
Molecular function (GO): RNA binding
Source: RefSeq, a predicted model, not a curated record